This is a messenger RNA of Pipra filicauda (Wire-tailed manakin), 564 nucleotides long. It is a transcript of the gene AVPI1, whose product is annotated as arginine vasopressin induced 1. NCBI's taxonomy places the organism in Eukaryota, Metazoa, Chordata, Aves, Passeriformes, Pipridae. The record is from RefSeq and is a predicted model, not a curated record. The transcript has 3 exons. Bases 92 to 436 code for a protein of 114 amino acids.
GGCAGUGGCGGGACCCCGGCGCGGUGGCGCGAAGCGAGUCCGGGAGCGCAGCGAGUGCUGGGCGGACCCGCCACCGCCAGCGGCCGGGGCCAUGGGCACGCCGGCCUCUGUGGCGAGCGACCCUCCGGGGCGGGCGGCGCCAGCAGCCCGCGGCCGUAAGCGGGCCUCGGCCAACAUCUUCCAGGGCGUGGGACUGCUGGAGCUGCGGAGCCUGUUCCAGAGCGGCGGAGCCGAGCGGCCGGAGGAGCGUGCCCGCCUCGUCUGGCGGUAUGCGGGCCAGCGGCGCAUGGCGCGGGCCCUGCGGCGGCUCCGGCGGCGGCGAACGGCCCGGCCCGGCGGCGGGAUGGCGGCGCUGCGGCGCUUCGGCCACCUGCGGAUCGCGGAGAAGGAGCUGGAGAGCGACUGCAGGGCCCAGACAGGCUUGGGGUCCGUGUAAGCAGCGCUGAGCGGCCGGGGCAGUGGAGGGCGGCUGCUGGAGAGCGGGUGUCAGCACUGCCGGGCUCUCCGAGGACACUAAGUGUAUUGGGCAGGGUGCAAUGAAUGGUUAAUAAAGGGUGGAUAGUG